This is a messenger RNA of Pieris rapae (cabbage white), 1197 nucleotides long. RefSeq names its product probable 39S ribosomal protein L45, mitochondrial (gene mRpL45). Gene Ontology annotation, cellular component: mitochondrion. Lineage: Eukaryota; Metazoa; Arthropoda; Insecta; Lepidoptera; Pieridae. The transcript has 4 exons. The record is from RefSeq and is a predicted model, not a curated record. Bases 240 to 1178 code for a protein of 312 amino acids.
ACCAUAGAGUUAAACUACUUGGCGUGUGAAAUGUGAAUCUGUAUACUGUAAAUGUUAAAUAAUACGGUGCCGUGCCGUGUCUAAAAUUAAUUAAUUAUGUUGUAUUAGGAUUUAUGGAUUAAGAGUUGAAAACUAUAUCAACUGAAAAUACUAAGGCGAGGAAAACAUUCUAAUAUAGUAUAAUACCACAAAUUUAACAACUAAGCGUAUAUAACGUGGGUUCCGAGUUCUGAUUCAAAAUGGCAAAUUGCAUAUUGGCAAAGGUAGGUCAACUACGAUUUCUUCCGGUAACAAAUCUAUUACAACCAUACCGUACAACCACAUCAAAACAUUAUAACCCCAAGUUUAAGAAGCUUCGUAAAGAAAAAUUCCUUAAACUAAAUAUUCCGGACUAUAAUGAGGAUAUUGAUAACCUUCCUGAAGAAAAAGUCAGACAGAAAAUGAAAGAGCGUGGCUUGCUUCCUACUAGACCUUGGAAUGACAGACCUUUUUACAUUUCAGCGACAGGUGGUGUAUUUGAGGCAUACAUCCCACCAGAGGGUGAUGGAAAAGCCUCCAUAGUAUCAACUACAAGAGCAAAACAAACUGUAGAGCUACUUGAAAAAAAAUCUAAAUCAAUGAUGGCAAUACGUAAAGUUAAAUCUUUUGAUGAAGAUUUUGACACCAAAGAAUUUUGCCGGAUAGCUCAAGAUAUUUAUGUUAAGGCACAUGAAAGUCUUGUUAAUGAUGAUAGGCAUGCCUUGAGAACAUAUGUUACAGAGAAGGCAUAUCCUGAAUUUCGGCAUAAUUCAUUUGGAAAGACAAUAAGAUGGAAGUUUUUGGAAUCACUUGAGCCACCUAGAGUAGUUCAUGCCAGGUGUACAGAUGUUAUUAGCAAAGAGAAUAUAUUUGGACAGAUCACUGUUCGCUUCCACACUCGUCAGCAGUUGUCUGUCUAUGACCGUUUUGGAAGACUAUUACAUGGUAGUGAGAUUCUUGCUAAGGAUGUCUUGGAAUAUGUUGUAUUUGAGAAACAUUUAUCCAAUGUUUAUGGUAAUUGGAGAGUUCAUGGGAAAAUAAUACCAGAUUGGGCACCACCUAAAGACCCUUCCAAACUAACAAGAAUAAUACCAGAAGAGAAGACAGUUGUGCCAGAAAAAACUGACAGUGAAGAAACCCCAGUUGUAGCUGAUAAGUAGUUAAUAAACCAUACAAUAU